Procambarus clarkii (red swamp crayfish) is the source of this 3018-nucleotide messenger RNA. The record is from RefSeq and is a predicted model, not a curated record. NCBI's taxonomy places the organism in Eukaryota, Metazoa, Arthropoda, Malacostraca, Decapoda, Cambaridae.
AUGAAUACCCUCAAAGACACAAAGCCAAUGUUUUCAACGCUUAUAUUCGUCGAGCUCUUAUCCACUGAUGUGAAUGGAACAACCACGUCCACAGCACGUCCACAGCACGUCCACAGCACCCCCACAGCACGUCCACAGCACGUCCACAGCACGCCCACAGCACGUCCACAGCACCCCACAGCACCCCCACAGCACGUCCACAGCACCCCACAGCACGUCCACAGCACCCCCACAGCACGUCCACAGCACCCCACAGCACCCCCACAGCACGUCCACAGCACCCCACAGCACGUCCACAGCACCCCACAGCACGUCCACAGCACGUCCACAGCACCCCACAGCACGUCCACAGCACCCCACAGCACGUCCACAGCACGCGCACAGCACGUCCACAGCACGAUCACAGCACGUCCACAGCACGUCCACAGCACCCCACAGCACCCCACAGCACGUCCACAGCACCCCACAGCACGUCCACAGCACGCGCACAGCACGUCCACAGCACGUCCACAGCACCCCACAGCACGUCCACAGCACGUCCACAGCACCCCACAGCACGUCCACAGCACCCCACAGCAUGUCCACAGCACGCCCACAGCACGUCCACAGCACCCCACAGCACGUCCACAGCACCCCACAGCACGUCCACAGCACCCCACAGCACGUCCACAGCACCCCACAGCACGCCCACAGCACGAUCACAGCACGUCCACAGCACGUCCACAGCACCCCACAGCACGUCCACAGCACCCCACAGCACGUCCACAGCACGUCCACAGCACCCCCCACAGCACCCCACAGCACGUCCACAGCACCCCACAGCACGUCCACAGCACGUCCACAGCACACGUCCACAGCACCCCACAGCACGUCCACAGCACCCCACAGCACGUCCACAGCACGCCCACAGCACCCCACAGCACCCCACAGCACGUCCACAGCACCCCACAGCACGUCCACAGCACGCCCACAGCACCCCACAGCACGUCCACAGCACCCCACAGCACGUCCACAGCACCCCACAGCACGUCCACAGCACCCCACAGCACGUCCACAGCACGCCCACAGCACCCCACAGCACGUCCACAGCACCCCACAGCACGCCCACAGCACGCCCACAGCACGUCCACAGCACCCCACAGCACCCCCACAGCACGUCCACAGCACGCCCACAGCACCCCCACAGCACCCCCACAGCACGCCCACAGCACGUCCACAGCACGCCCACAGCACCCCCACAGUGUAUAUUCACUAGCCCUGGCUAGGGACCGCUUGUGGGAAGUGACCCAACUUAACUAUGCAGGAAGUAAUUAUGAAAGAAGUAAUUAUGAAAGAAAAUAUGUACAUGUUACUGAAGAAUAUGUACAUGUUACUGAAGAAUAUGUACAUGUUACUGAAGAAUAUGUACAUGUUACUGAAGAAUAUGUACAUGUUACUGAAGAAUAUGUACAUGUUACUGAAGAAUAUGUACAUGUUACUGAAGAAUAUGUACAUGUUACUGAAGAAUAUGUACAUGUUACUGAAGAAUAUGUACAUGGUACUGAAGAAUAUGUACAUGUUACUGAAGAAUAUGUACAUGUUACUGAAGACUAUGUACAUGUUACUGAAGAAUAUGUACAUGUUACUGAAGAAUAUGUACAUGUUACUGAAGAAUAUGUACAUGUUACUGAAGAAUAUGUACAUGUUACUGAAGAAUAUGUACAUGUUACUGAAGAAUAUGUACAUGUUACUGAAGAAUAUGUACAUGUUACUGAAGAAUAUGUACAUGUUACUGAAGACUAUGUACAUGUUACUGAAGAAUAUGUACAUGUUACUGAAGAAUAUGUACAUGUUACUGAAGAAUAUGUACAUGUUACUGAAGAAUAUGUACAUGUUACUGAAGAAUAUGUACAUGUUACUGAAGAAUAUGUACAUGUUACUGAAGAAUAUGUACAUGUUACUGAAGAAUAUGUACAUGUUACUGAAGAAUAUGUACAUGUUACUGAAGAAUAUGUACAUGUUACUGAAGAAUAUGUACAUGUUACUGAAGAAUAUGUACAUGUUACUGAAGAAUAUGUACAUGUUACUGAAGACUAUGUACAUGUUACUGAAGAAUAUGUACAUGUUACUGAAGAAUAUGUACAUGUUACUGAAGAAUAUGUACAUGUUACUGAAGAAUAUGUACAUGUUACUGAAGACUAUGUACAUGUUACUGAAGAAUAUGUACAUGUUACUGAAGAAUAUGUACAUGUUACUGAAGAAUAUGUACAUGUUACUGAAGACUAUGUACAUGUUACUGAAGAAUAUGUACAUGUUACUGAAGACUAUGUACAUGUUACUGAAGACUAUGUACAUGGUACUGAAGAAUAUGUACAUGUUACUGAAGAAUAUGUACAUGUUACUGAAGAAUAUGUACAUGUUACUGAAGAAUAUGUACAUGUUACUGAAGAAUAUGUACAUGUUACUGAAGAAUAUGUACAUGUUACUGAAGAAUAUGUACAUGUUACUGAAGAAUAUGUACAUGUUACUGAAGAAUAUGUACAUGUUACUGAAGAAUAUGUACAUGUUACUGAAGAAUAUGUACAUGUUACUGAAGAAUAUGUACAUGUUACUGAAGAAUAUGUACAUGUUACUGAAGAAUAUGUACAUGUUACUGAAGAAUAUGUACAUGUUACUGAAGAAUAUGUACAUGUUACUGAAGAAUAUGUACAUGUUACUGAAGAAUAUGUACAUGUUACUGAAGAAUAUGUACAUGUUACUGAAGAAUAUGUACAUGUUACUGAAGAAUAUGUACAUGUUACUGAAGAAUAUGUACAUGUUACUGAAGAAUAUGUACAUGUUACUGAAGAAUAUGUACAUGUUACUGAAGAAUAUGUACAUGUUACUGAAGAAUAUGUACAUGUUACUGAAGAAUAUGUACAUGUUACUGAAGAAUAUGUACAUGUUACUGAAGAAUAUGUACAUGUUACUGAAGAAUAUGUACAUAUUACUGAAGAAUAUGUACAUAUUACUGAAGAAUAUGUACAUGUUCUUCAGUAA